GAGGGGCGUCGUCUGGCGAGGCGUCGCUAGUCCGCGGAGAGGGGCGAGUGCCCGCUCAGCCUCGGCGCCGGGGGCAGCGCUUGGGCUCCCCGAGGGCGGGCGGCGGCUCCGUCGGUUCCACGUCGGGCCUCGGCGGGUUCCGUCUCUCCGCGUGAGGGGGAGGGGCGGGCGAGCGAGCGACGGUUGCUCUGCCUCGCCGGGCCCCGCCGCCGCCGCCUCCAUGCGGAGCGCCCUCCCGGAGUAGCCGCCCGUUGGGAGAAUGGGGCGGCGGCCCCGGCUCCUCCUCUGCGCUCUCCUGGGCUUCCUCCUCCCGGGACCCCCAGCCGAGAGUGUGCAUCAUACUUAUGAAAAUUUUAAACUUAUGCAGAUAGCCGUGCAUCCAACUAUGACUGUGCAGAUUUCAUCAGAGGGACCAGGCAAUCUUAAAGCCCAGGAAGCUCCCAGUUCAAUUGAAGUGGAAGCAACAAAUGAAGAAGAGAAGACUUUGAAUAAUCUUGUGGGCCUUUUGCAAGAUAUGGUGAAAAAUAUUCCAACAGAGCAGGCACAAACCCCACAACCAACAGAACAAGCACGUAUCAUGGUAUCCAACAUAGAGCCGUCUCCAUCUGAGACAGUUGACACUGUUUGGGUAAACAUGAAGCCAAAGAUGGAUGGAAUCGAGCCAUCACAAACAGUUGCCAUGACCAGGACUGUUACCCCUACCACUACGACAGCGUUUUGGAAACUCCGAAGUGACUCAAGUGCAUCCGUUGUUUUACAUACUGAUAAAGCUAUUUCAGAAAAAAAUACUCCAGAAAAUCUCGAAAUUGAGACAAGUGCUUCUAUUGUCUUGUUUUCUGAUAAAACGACUCCAGAAAAAUCACUGGUCAGUGUGUCACUUUUGAUGGAAACGGAUACUACCAAGCAAAAAGCUAAGACUUUUGAUCAGCUAACAAAUGGAGCCUUGGCAAGUCUGGUGGAGUCUCUAAAGAAUGUAAAAAAAUUACAUGUGACACUACAUAAUGGCAGCAACACACCACAACAGGAAAGAAAUGAUGAAAAAGCUGUGGAGCCACACCAGCAGAAGCCUGUAAGUGCAGACAUCUUGGAUUUGAUUGAUACACUAAUCAAAACCGUAAAGAAUGCACCUUCCUCAGUUAAAGAAGAUCCAGCUCUCCAUAUCUAUAUUGAAAAAGCAGAGAGCUACCUAAAAAAUGCUCUGGAACUAGCAGGAGAGGCAGAGCGGAGGCUGGAGCAGGAUAAGAAGCUGGAAGAAGAAAAGAAGGUGAACGUAGUGAUUCCUCCCUUGGAGCACGAGAAGGUGAAUGUGAUGGUUCCUCCCUUGGAGCAUGAGGUGACAGUGGAGAUUCCUUCCUUGGAGCAGGAGAGGCUGGAGGAGGAGAAGAAGGUGGAAGUGGUGCUUCCUCCCUUGAAGCACGAGACUGUGAAAGUGGCAAUUCCUCCCUUGGAGGAGAGAGAGGAGGAGAAGAAGGUGGAAGUGGUGCUUCCUCCCUUGAAGCACGAGACUGUGAAAGUGGCAAUUCCUCCCUUGGAGGAGAGAGAGGAGGAGGAGAAGAAGAUGGAAGUGGUGCUUCCUCCCUUGAAGAACGAGAUUGUCAAAGUGGAAAUUCCUCACUUGAAGGAGGAGAAGAAGGUGGAAGUGGUGCUUCCUUCCUUGAAGAACGAGAUUGUGAAAGUGGCAAUUCCUCCCUUGGAGGAGAGAGAGGAGGAGGAGGAGAAGAAGGUGGAAGUGGUGCUUCCUCCCUUGCCAUCAGGAACUGUGCCUGUAUCAGCGGUGACAAUCCAGUUGCCUCCAUCUCCACCCGAACCUCUAGCAAAAAAGGCAGAAAAUGCACAAGUGGAAAUGGGGAAGUUAAAAGCAUUUAUUAACUUGCUAUAUGGUUUUAGUCCCCAUCUAACUGCAUAUGCAGAGAAUUCACCCAAUAAAAAAGCUGCUGAGGAUAUUAUUGACAGAGCAAUGGCAGUCCUCGAUGCCAUAAAGAGCAUUUUCUGUGGAAAUCCUGAAGGACGAAGCAAACUAAUGUUGCAGCAGUUGUUGAAGGAAGACAUGGAGCUUGUAAGACAAGCCAUGAAGGAAAGAAGAGUCUCUUAAGAAGACACAUUUGUUUCUUGGUUCUGUAGAUACUUUUCAUCCAAGUUACGUAUGACUAGAGAUCCAAUUUGUUGUCUGUAACAGCCAUUUAAAUAUUUAUACACACACACACAUAUCAAUUUGUAGUCCUUUACAAAUGUGGAAU
Molecule: messenger RNA, 2237 nt
Organism: Rhineura floridana
Lineage: Eukaryota; Metazoa; Chordata; Lepidosauria; Squamata; Rhineuridae
Product: FK506-binding protein 5-like
Exons: 4
Coding region: 260-2092 (610 amino acids)
Biological process (GO): fusion of sperm to egg plasma membrane involved in single fertilization; acrosome reaction
Cellular component (GO): acrosomal vesicle
Source: RefSeq, a predicted model, not a curated record